AUGUCUACGCUCGACUUGGCCGCUGGGUGUCAGCGCUCGGGUGUUUUCCGGUACCUCAUUCGCGCCGGGGCCAAACUCGACGAUCCGGACUUGGUAUUCGAGACAUGGUGUAGGCUGCCGGCAAAUAUGACGCAAGAAGCCGCUACGUCGCGGGAUAUGCUGGUUACUUACCUCGAUCAUCCCCAUCACCCAGGCGCCACGCACAAGCUUUACUUUCUUUUGCUCGCGCGGGUCGUCAAGAGGUGUACAACUUCGCCUGACCAGUAUUGGUGGAAGGUCAUGGAGCGCCUUGUGAAUUCGUCGUACGUCCGUAGGGACUACGCAGCAUUGUCGCUUGCAGUAGCAGUCGAAGGAAGAUGUGUACGGUUGGUCAAGUUUUUGCUCGAAAAAGACGCCGAAGUUCACGGGACCGUCGCCCUGAGGGAUCUUCUGAAGGAUGAAGUCCAACUCCGGGAUAGCGAUAUUCUGGUGCCAGUUUUCAAGGCCACACUUGCCAUGGCACGAAGCAGGGACCCUGAUCUGACCAAGGAGAUCGAGAUCAUGGACCUGCUCCUUCGUUACGGCGCCAAAAUCAACACAUGGAUGCCAUGUUAUUCGGUACACCAUGGAUACAAGCGGAGAAUAACAAGAGCAACGCCAUUAUUAAUAUUUUUGCGCGCCAUCGAAGAACGGGGCGAGCCCCUUCAGAAUACACCCGGCAUCAAGAAAGCUGUAGACUACCUCUUGGAGAAAGGCGCCAGCUGCGUAGCGCUGGCCUCUCCGGGCCCUCUGAGUGUCGAGCAGGAGGGUCUCGAUGAAACAUCCCGACGAUUGAGCCGCAUGAUAUCUGGGACAGCCGACAUGACGGAUCCGCCAUUCCCCGAUGCGGCAGAAACCAUUUUGUUCGAGCGGCUCAUGAAAGAUCGGCGCUUUCUCGCCGAUCCAGCGUACGCAUAUGUCAUCAAGUCCAUUGUCGGCCGUUACUCGUUCGACGACAUUGAGUACCUAUCAAAGAUCCUCGCGGCUGCCGACCUUCCCGAAGAUACGGAUCCCGUGGUUCGUGAGCAUUGCUUGGAGGCAUGGGGGUCCAUCCUGGACGCGGUGUUUGGCGGAAAGACGGCGAAGGAGCUCAACCGGCUGCUUUACUUUUACGCAUUGUUGAAAGCGACCUGCUGCCUAUGGCCACGGAGGCGAGGGCCGCGCGUGGUCUAUCACGUCCCCACCUGUCACCUUGCUCCUGGCCUUUUGGCCAAGGCAACAAUCUCCCGCUUGGCGUCGACUCCCGGCGUGGACAUAAACGCGAGGCUCUACCGCGACGGACCCACGCUCCUUGUGCUUGUCGAGCAGUGGGCGAGCACCUCGAUAGACUGUUGGCAUUCGCGAGGCAGGGUUUGCGAUUUCUACACCGAAAGUUGGAUCCCCGGACACUGCGAAUGCCUCGAUUUGGCGGAACGUGCCGACAACCUAAAGACCAAGAAGGAGUUUCUCGACUUUCUCACCAAGGAAUGCAAUGCCAAACUGAAGACGGACCAGGCUCGCACGCCGGAGCACCUGGAGACAGGGCCUAAAGACGGCACGGGCGAGGAGAAGGUGCUCUUUGGAGAGGAAGAUGGCUCUCGAAUGCGUGACGAGCUACAGGCGUUCUUGGAGGCGCACCCAAGUUGGAGCGAUACGAAAGCAAGCGGCUAA
Molecule: messenger RNA, 1668 nt
Organism: Pyricularia pennisetigena
Lineage: Eukaryota; Fungi; Ascomycota; Sordariomycetes; Magnaporthales; Pyriculariaceae
Exons: 1
Coding region: 1-1668 (555 amino acids)
Source: RefSeq, a predicted model, not a curated record